This is a messenger RNA of Cajanus cajan (pigeon pea), 702 nucleotides long. The record is from RefSeq and is a predicted model, not a curated record. Lineage: Eukaryota; Viridiplantae; Streptophyta; Magnoliopsida; Fabales; Fabaceae.
AUGCACUCAACAGUCUACAUCCACGGGGCAGCCAUUGAGAUUAAUGAAACUUAUUUUGUCAUUUGCCCUUCUAGUGGAAAUGAUCAGUUACUGCCUAGUCAACAGGAAGGAGAAAGACUACUUAAGUUACUGCCUAAAUGUGAGCUUCGUAAAUUUGAUGACAGCGGCCAUUUCCUAUUCCUGGAAGGCAGCAUUGAUUUGGUAACGAUCAUCAAGGGCACUUCAUACUACCGUCGUGGCAAGUAUCAUGACUAUGCAUCAGAUUUUUUACCGCCAACACCUGAUGAAGCCAGAAAAAUAAUAGAAUCAUACAGUUUGCUUAAUCUUGUUACAAGUCCUGUAACGCUCUCGACAUUGGAGGAUGGGACGAUUGUAAAAGGCCUUGCUGGAAUUCCUUCAGAUGGGCCUGUAUUGUUUGUUGGGUACCACAUGCUGAUGGGAUUAGAAAAAAUUCACCUGUGCAGUCAAAUAUUUUUGGAAAGAAAUAUCCUUGUUAGAGCAAUAGCACAUCCCAUGUUUUUUAUGAGAUCUAAAAAUGGGAAAUUUCCAGAUAUAUCUUAUUUUGACAGAUACAGAAGUAUGGGUGCUGUCCCUGUAACACCAAUAAACCUCUUCAAGCUUUUCUCUUCCAAGUCUCAUGUCUUAUUAUAUCCUGGAGGGAUACGCGAAGCUUUUCAUAAGAAGGUAAAUCCCAAUAAGUAA